AUGACCACGAAUUCGAGGCAGUAUGGCUGGCGCUCGAUAUUACUGCUUCUGCUGUGGUGUAUUGCUUCCUUAGUCGAAGCACAGAGCGCCGCCGGCCUGCUUACACAAGUACCUAAUUGCGCACUUCCAUGCAUCACACAAGGUCUACAAGAUGGCAACUGCAGCUUGACAUCGGUUGCGUCAGUGACUGAAUGUCUCUGCCCCAAUAUCAAAUUACAGUCGGAUCUAUCGACAUGUGUGCAACUCAAGUGUCAUCUCGAAGACCAAGCUCGCGCCGCGAAGCUCGAGACAAACCUUUGCGAUGCUUAUCCCAAGGAGUCGAGAAGUAAUGAAGUCAAGACCAUCGCCAUCGUCCUAUCAGUCAUCACGUUUCCCGUGGUUGCGCUGCGGUGCAUAUCGCGAUGGAAGACCACCAACAGACUAUGGUGGGAUGAUUGGACGGCAAUCUUUGCAACAAUUCUCCUAGCCGGCUUGGCUGGUAUCGAAAUCACGAGUGCCGAUCUAGGCUUCGGAACACAUUACUGGAACAUCGAUCUCGACGCCGGAACAAAGCUACUCAAGCUUUUCUACGCCGUUCAGCAACUCUAUAUCUUGAUCCAAGUCUUCGCGAAGAUCUCGAUCCUGUUGUUCUUCUCCCGCAUCUUUCCCGCUAAGUGGUUCCAGCUCACCGUCCGAUACUUCAUCAUGUUUUUGCUGCUCCACGGCCUGAUCUUCCUCCUGGUUAUCGUCUUCCAAUGCACGCCAGUCUCUUCAGUCUGGGAUAGAAGCAACCCGAACCGGACAUGCCUGAACGUUACCGCCAUUGGAUACGCUGGAGCAGUCUUCAGUAUUGUCGAGGAUUUGGUGAUCUUGGUUCUGCCUAUUCCUGAGUUGGUCAAAUUGCAGCUCAAUAUCAGGAAGAAAAUUGCUCUAGGCUUCAUGUUCAGCCUUGGCUCAUUCGCCUGCAUUACGACCAUGGUCCGUUUGAAGUACCUCGUUAUGUUCUCGAGCACUUUCGACACCACUUGGGACAACGUCGACAUUGUAAUCUGGUCCAUUAUUGAGGAAUUCUGCGCCAUCCUCUGCGCAAGUCUUCCAGCACUGCGGCCCUUACUCCAGAAGGUCCCGCAACUCUUCUCCAGCAACAAGACCAACACCAAAAACGUCAGCUUGGGGACGGUAAACUCGAGACGUUCGAUGCUCAACAUCGGCAAGGAUAAGUUUCACGAAAUACCCGAGACGCCAUCGAUGGCAUCAGAAAUGCCGCCCACGCCGAUCGACCUUGCGGACGAGAUGGCAGCAAAGGCCGACGGAAAACGUCAGGUCCUCAUCACCAAAGAUGUCAAGGUCAACGUAGCCAAUUUUGAGCUGCAAAAUGUAAAGUCUAGCAAGAGGUGGCAGAAGAACGAAAAUGGGAGGUUCUAA
This is a messenger RNA of Colletotrichum godetiae, 1404 nucleotides long. RefSeq lists its product as uncharacterized. Bases 1 to 1404 code for a protein of 467 amino acids. Lineage: Eukaryota; Fungi; Ascomycota; Sordariomycetes; Glomerellales; Glomerellaceae. The transcript has 5 exons. The record is from RefSeq and is a predicted model, not a curated record.